GUUUUUUUUAGGGAGAGAGAAAUAGGCGUGACUUCCUGUUGUCAACCCUCGUUUAUUUUUUGCAGAGCCAAAUACCGUCCACAGAGGUCCCCCUUUAGUAAAAUAUUUUGCCAUCAUGCCAAACCUCUUAGUGAUUAGGAGCUGCUUUCUGAGUUGCUUCUUAGUACUGUUAUGGCCAUGUAGUUCUCAACUGGAAGAGCAAAGCAAGCUUCUACUGGUGUCCUUUGAUGGCUUCCGCUGGGAUUAUGUGAAUCGAGUGCCCACACCAAAUUUUCGUGCCCUGAUGGAUGAGGGUGUGCAGGUGGAUCAAGUGGAGAACACCUACAUCACCAAGACCUACCCUGACCACUACACAUUAGUGACAGGUUUACAUGCCGAAACCCAUGGCAUUGUUGCUAAUGAAAUGUAUGACCCAAUUCGUAACCGGUCCUUUUCCAUGGAGGGGCCAGAAGUGUAUGAAGCGUGGUGGUGGGAGGAGGCUGUGCCCUUGUGGGUGACCAAUCAAAAGGCUGGGUGGAAGAGCGGGGCUGCCAUGUGGCCUGGAUCAGAUGUAGCAAUUGGUGGAACAUAUCCAACACAUUACUUGAUCUAUAAUGCAUCAAUGGCCUUUGAGGCCAGAGUUGAGAAACUCAUUGAAUGGUUCUUAGAGCCAGAGGGAAUCAAUUUUGGGGUCUUAUACUGGGAGGAGCCAGAUGAGAGUGGGCAUAAUUUGGGACCAGAGAACCCACUGAUGGAUGCGGUCAUAGUAGACAUUGAUGAUAAGUUGGGGUUUCUCAGGAAAAAGCUCAAAGCAGCUGGCCUUUAUGAGAAAAUCAAUCUCAUUGUUACAAGUGAUCAUGGAAUGACACAGUUGUCACAUGAUAAGAUCAUUGAGCUGGACACCUAUGUCAGCCGUGAUCUUUACACAUGGAUAGACAAGAGCCCUGUAGUUGGUAUUUUGCCCAAAGAAGGCAAACUUGAAGAGGUCUACAGUUCGUUGAAGAAUGCAAACCCUAACAUGUUUGUAUAUAAAAAGGAGGAGAUCCCAGAGCAGUACCACUACAGACAUAAUGUCAGAAUUAUGCCUCUUAUCAUAGAGGUCAAAGAGGGAUGGACAGUCAUGCAGAACAGAAAUGGAUCCUUUAUGUUGGGAAACCAUGGUUAUAACAACAGCCUUCCCAGCAUGCACCCUGUGUUUGUUGCCCGUGGACCAGCUUUCCGUCAUGACUAUAUCAAGGCCUCCAUGCGCUCUGUUGACCUCUACCCUCUCAUGUGUAACAUUCUUGGACUCAAGCCCUUGGCCAACAAUGGUUCUUUGGCAAGUGUGCAGGAUCUCUUAGUGGAGACCCCAAAGUCAGUGGUCCCACCAGUGCCCAAAGAGCCUUCCUAUGCAUGGGCUAUAGGGUCCAUCCUUGGCACUGCCCUUGUGAUUGGUUUCCUCUUCCUCUUUGUGCAACAGGUGACAAAAAGGCAGCUACCCCCUUUGCAUCUCUCCAAUAGUGAGAUAACACAGCCCUUGCUGUAGGAUCAGUUAACACCUAUAAUGAAGAUGCAGCCUUUCUUAGCAAACAUAAAUGUUGUGGUCCCUUUUUCAUGUGAGGUUUGCAACGCAUGUAGCACUGACUUUUUCUCCAGUGCCACUGAUCUUAUUUGACUAAAUUCUGAUAAUACUUGGCAGUUAAGAUUUUAAAGAGUCAGCAAGGUCAUUUGUAUUAAAAAGGUGAUCAAUAUCCAUGGUACCAUGCCAAAGCCGAAUAUACCAAAAGCAAUAUGGGGAAAGAUGCUACAGGUGGCCAGAGGUAGUGCAAUCAUCAAAAUCUUAGCUGACUAAACCAAUUGUGCCCUCUUCUGGUAAAGCUGUCCAGGAUAACUUAUUCUUGUCACCUAAAAUUUAGUAUUCAAUAAUUAUUUUUUUUUAUUUAGCAUUUCCAUGCUUUUCCUUUAAAUUGCAAUCUGAUACUUUAUUAACAAGAGACAUUUGUGGUUUUCUCUGCAUUAAAAGGAUAGUUCACUCAAAAAUGAGAAUUCUCUGAUUAUUUACUCCCUCUCAUGCCAUCCAAGAUGUGUAUAACUUUUUUCUUUUGCAGAACAUAAAUUAAGAUUUAUAGAAGAAUAUCUCAGCUCUGUAGGUCUAUACAAUGCAAGUGAAUGGUGACCAGACCUUUUUAGCUCCAAGAAUCAAAUAAAGGAAAAAUAAAAGUAAUCCAUACAAUUCCAGUGGUUAAAUCCGUGUCUUCAGAAGCAAUCUAAUAGGUGUGAGUGAUAAACAGAACAAUAUGUCUUUUUUUUUUUUACUCUUAAGUCUCCACUUUAACUUUCAGAUAUGAUAGUGAAACUAAACAGGCAUUACAAGUGGAGAUUUAGAGUAAAAAAAAAUCUGUCUGGGAUCUGUCUCUGCAGAAGAAAGUCAUACACAUCCGGGAUGGAAUAAGGGUGAUUAAAUGACUAAUUUUCAUUUUUGGGUGAACUAUCCCUUUAAACCGAAUGUAUAACAAGGAAGUUUAAGGAUGAAUAUAUCAAUGAACGUUAGUAGCAGUUGGUUUUCAAAUGUGUUGCCUAUUCUGUCAUCACUUUCUUUAAAUAGUUAAUUGCUGCUGUUUGGUUUAUGUUGGCACAUUAAUGUUACUAAUUAUUAAUUAAAUGAACCAGGUAGUUUUCAAACUACCUCUGUGUUGCACUAAGAUCAAUGUAAACUAAUCAGGAGAGAUUAAAUAUUAUAGUAGUAAGAGGUUUUAGCUUAUCUGCAUUUUGCACAAUUUAAUACCAUUCAAAAUUUAUUUUAGAUGAGGGUUUGCCAAAAUCUUAAUUUAUCUAUUAAGUUUUAAAUCAAGUAGUAAGUAUAGGUCAUGCAUUACUGUAUUUUGUACUUUUUGGAAAUAUAAUUUAACAAAAAGCCUUUUGUAGAGCAAAAAACACUGUGAUCUGUCUUCUACUAGUGCAAAAACUGAAGGGAAAAUGAAAAUGUUUGCUCUUUGAUAUAAAUGUUGCUAAAUUAGUUUGUAGUUGCUUGCAGAAUGUUAGGAUUAUUUCUAUAAUAGAAGGGAAAUUAUGACUUUCAAAACUGACAUGUUUGCUGAGAUUGUGCUUUGUGUUAAGUAUAUGAUCUGAAUUUUACUGACUAAUGUCAGAUUUACCCUGUCAAAAACUUUCAAUGUGUUAUAAAGGUGAAUAAA
This is a messenger RNA of Xyrauchen texanus (razorback sucker), 3152 nucleotides long. Its product is annotated as ectonucleotide pyrophosphatase/phosphodiesterase family member 5-like. NCBI's taxonomy places the organism in Eukaryota, Metazoa, Chordata, Actinopteri, Cypriniformes, Catostomidae. The coding region runs from base 116 to 1504 and encodes 462 amino acids. The transcript has 4 exons. The record is from RefSeq and is a predicted model, not a curated record.